Ceraceosorus guamensis is the source of this 2032-nucleotide messenger RNA. RefSeq lists its product as hypothetical. The coding region runs from base 114 to 1637 and encodes 507 amino acids. Lineage: Eukaryota; Fungi; Basidiomycota; Exobasidiomycetes; Ceraceosorales; Ceraceosoraceae. The record is from RefSeq and is a predicted model, not a curated record. Gene Ontology annotation, cellular component: COP9 signalosome. The transcript has 13 exons. Gene Ontology annotation, biological process: ubiquitin-dependent protein catabolic process.
CCCCCCGCUGUUUAUACGUUCUCGACUUCGCAUCAGUCCCUGCCAUGCUGUCAUCCCUUGCGUCCAUAGCAACUGGCUCGAGCUCCAGAUCGCGCGAGCAUUCUCAGCCUCAAAUGCAGACGCCCGACGAUGCCCUGACCUUGUCGCGUCAGCUGGUGAAUAGCGACUCGGCAAACGACGAUCCAAACGUCAUUGCCGACGCAUCCGGCACCAAGACAUUGGCAGAAAGCUUGGACAGGCUGUACAAGAAGGGGAAAGGGGAAGGCGCGAUGCAGCUGACGCAACCGCUCGCGGAUGGCAGAGACCCGCUCAGCGUAGUCGUGUAUCCCAGAGAUACGUUGGUAGGACUGUAUAUCCUCAACGCCCGUCUCAGUCUCAUCAAGGACCAGCAAGCCAUUGGCGCAGUGACAGUCUACAUCGACGCAUUGCUGGCUCGUGCUCCACCCGAAUUGCUCCGCAUGGCUCCCAAUCGAGUAACCCACCUCGCGCGUCAAAUUGCAACCUUUUCAGCAACUCUGCGCAAUCCACAAUGGGGCCUGCAGCGACUACUGCGACUGCAUUCGAUGAGCCCAUACGAAGUGACGGUGGAUGUAUUGACGCCUCUGCACGCGAUUGUGCUGUACCAAGCUCUCAAGACGGGCGAUCUCGGCGCUAUCGGAGCUCUUGUGGAGGUCCCAGUGCAGCACGUUGCCAAACACCCCAACAACCGCUACCUGGAUGCGCUGGAAUACUUUUACUAUGCAGGUCUAGCGUACCUCAAAUUGGAUCGAUUGGACGCCGCUGCUAACGCCUUUGAAACGUGCCUGAGCGUCCCGGCUCGCGAAGUCAGCGCGAUCCAGCUGGAUGCAUACAAGAAGCUCAUUCUGGUGCAGCUCAUGCUUUACGGAAAGACUCGAUCACCGCCAAAACACGUCUCGCCGCCUUUUCAGAAGAUUUUGCGCAAUGCUGGUAGCUCCACUGGCACGCACCCUUCCACUCUGGUAGCCUACGAGACGCUGGCUCGCCUGUACGCUCGCGGUCCAGUGCUCAACCUGGCAGGUCAAGCUCAGGCUGCUAGGCAUGUCGAUCGUGGACUAGCAGACUUGCAGGAGUUCGUUGCGGCCAAAAAGGCCGACUUUGCAGCGGACGCCAAUUGGCAUUUUGUACAGUCCUUGCUUGGCCUGCAUCGCUUGCGGCGCAUUCAACGCUUGGGAGAUACGUUUGGGUCGCUCACAAUCGCAGACAUCAUCGAUCUGUUAGCUUUGCCAACUCCAUCAGGCAAUCGCGACCAAGUAGCGCAGCAAGUGGCGGCUGACCUGCUGUGGAUCGCUCAGCAAGGCUGGUCCCAAGCCACGAUAGAUGGCGACUCGACGCCGUCGCCCGAGAGCGUCGUGGUGCACUAUCAUCCAGCGUCUUCUGCGCAGACGGCGGGCAGCAUGAAUCGCGACGCUGGUACCGUGCGUCGCCUACAAGCCAUGCAUUCUGAAUUGCACCAUCUCAGCUCGGCAGUCGAACAAAAAGAGAGGACCAUUGCGACGAGCGCUAGCUAUCUGCUCAAGGUGCAACACAACACCCGACCUGCAUAUCAAGGCGGCGGCAACCUUGGCGGCGCUGGUAUGGACUUUGACGACUACGAUGAAGACGUAUUCGGAGCUUGAUGCCACGGACAAAUGCGUAAACAGCGAUUGCAGACGAGAUGUGACCAUUCGACAAGCUUCGUUGGGCCUCCUGCGAGGCGUCCCGAGGUGGUUCGUCCCAUUUCUCCUUCCGUCAUGAGUUCUCUGAGAACCCACCAUCCGAAGGGCUUCAUCCAGCUUCAUCCAUGCUGACAGGUACUUCGAAUGCAAAGAGGCUGCGGUCAUGAAGACGGUGUCCGCUGGCUCCUCGCACAAGUCGUCGUCCUCCACCAACCAUGGUGCUAGUUGCCGGUUGUGAGAUUCUAAACGGAGUACUUUGAACAUUUGCGUCUUGUAACGUCAUCGAAACAAUGGGGUCGUCUGCCAGCUUCCGACGAGGCAAAAGUCAUCUUCUCAAUCAUGAUAAUCUUUCGCCU